Molecule: messenger RNA, 3337 nt
Organism: Clarias gariepinus (North African catfish)
Lineage: Eukaryota; Metazoa; Chordata; Actinopteri; Siluriformes; Clariidae
Product: dynamin-1-like protein
Exons: 18
Coding region: 162-2177 (671 amino acids)
Biological process (GO): mitochondrial fission
Cellular component (GO): membrane; cytoplasm; microtubule
Molecular function (GO): GTP binding; microtubule binding; GTPase activity
Source: RefSeq, a predicted model, not a curated record
ACAGCUGCUCCGGGGAAGACGCUGAGGAAGUGAGUUCAUGAAGUGAAGGAUUUUUAUUAUAGAUAAACCGUUAUAUGUUGUUAAAAUGAAACGAGUAAACCUGUGAAGAUUACACUGACGUUAAGAGGAAAAAAACACCACAAUUUUUUUUGCGUUUAGAGAUGGAGACUUUAAUUCCCAUCAUUAACCGGCUGCAGGAGGUCUUCCUCACCGUCGGAGCUGAGCUCAUUCAACUUCCUCAGAUUGUCGUAGUCGGCUCACAGAGCAGCGGGAAGAGCUCCGUCCUGGAGAGUCUGGUCGGACGAGAUUUUUUACCUCGUGGUUCAGGAAUAGUCACACGGCGCCCUCUUGUGUUGCAGCUGGUAAACAUCCAGCCCCUGGAGGAGCGCCGGAAACAAGAGAAUGAAAACAGGACAAAUGCAAACUCUCAAUACAGCUUUCCAGGAAUCAAGGCUGAGGAAUGGGGAACAUUUCUUCACUGCAAACACCAGGUUUUUACAGAUUUUACAGAAAUUCGGACUGAAAUCGAGGAGGAGACAGAGCGCACCACUAACAACAAGGGUAUCAGCGCGGAACCCAUCCAUCUGAAGAUAUUCUCCCCUAAUGUCCUAAACCUCACCUUGGUCGAUUUGCCUGGAAUCACCAAGGUGCCAGUAGGUGACCAACCAGAAGAUAUAGAGACUCAGGUUCAGGAAAUGAUCCUGUCAUUUAUCUCCAACCCUAACUCACUGAUCCUGUGUGUGUCUCCGGCGAACUCUGACCUGGCCACUUCGGACGCACUAAAACUGGCCCGUGAGGUCGACCCUGAUGGUCGGAGGACUCUGCUGGUCGUGAGUAAGCUCGACCUGAUGGAUGCUGGGACCGACGCACUGGAGGUUCUGCUUGGCCGCAUCAUCCCCGUCAGACUCGGCAUCAUCGGCGUGGUCAACAGGAGCCAGCACGACCUGAACACUAGGAAAAGUGUAGCAGAUGCGUGGCGUGACGAGCAGGCGUUUCUGCAGCGGCACUAUCCGUCUUUAGCAUCACGAUGUGGCUCACGCUACCUGGCACGCACGCUGAGCCGUCUGCUCAUGCACCACAUUCGCGACUGCCUGCCCGAGCUCAAGGCACGUGUGACGACGUUGAGUGCCCAGUUCCAGGCGCGGCUGAGCAGCUACGGAGAGCCAGUGGAAGACCACAGCGCCACCCUGCUGCAGAUCGUCACUAAGUUUGCCACGGAUUACUGCAACACCAUCGAGGGCACGGCCCGACACAUCCAGACGUCUGAGCUAUGUGGCGGGGCUCGGAUCUGUUACAUAUUCCACGAGACGUUUGGCCGGACCCUGCAGUCCAUCGACCCGCUGGGAGGACUCACUGAGAUGGAUGUUCUCACUGCCAUCCGUAAUGCCACGGGUCCGAGGCCCGCGCUGUUUGUUCCCGAGGUGAGCUUUGAGCUGCUGGUGAAGAGACAGAUUAAGAGACUAGAGGAGCCGAGUCUGCGCUGCGUGGAGCUCGUCCAUGAGGAGCUGCAAAGAAUCAUCCAGCACUGCUCGUCCCACAGUACACAGGAGCUGUUGCGCUUUCCCAAACUGCAUGACUCAAUAGUGGAGGUGGUGACCAGUUUACUCAGGAAACGUCUUCCGAUCACCAACGAAAUGGUCCAUAAUCUAGUGGCAAUAGAGCUCGCGUACGUCAACACUAAGCACCCAGACUUCACAGAUGCUGCACAAGUGUCUGCUUCAGUUAACAGCCAACAGACUGAGUCAUUGGAUGGAGGAAAACGGUGGAAGAACGAUAAAAUGUCAUUAGAGGAAAAAGGCUCUGUGCCUGGAUUUGGAAGCCCCACCAAAGCAGUCAACUUACUGGACACGGCUGUGCCGAUCUCUCGAAAGCUGAGCGCACGCGAGCAGCGGGACUGCGAGGUCAUCCAGCGCCUCAUCAAGUGCUACUUCCUCAUUGUGCGCAAAAACAUCCAGGACAGUGUGCCCAAAGCAGUGAUGCACUUCCUGGUGAACUUUGUGAAGGAACGACUGCAGAGCGAGCUCGUGGGUCAGUUGUACAAGCAGCCUCUGCUGCAGGAGCUGCUCAUCGAGUCUCAGGAAACGGCACAGCAGCGCACUGAAGUCGCCCACAUGCUGGAGGCACUCCAGAAAGCCAACAACAUCAUCUCCGAGAUCCGAGAGACACACCUGUGGUAGCCUCACCGUUGCAGCAGCAGCACGUCAACGAGUGUGUGUUUACAUGUCCGUAUGUCAGUAGAUAUUUUUAAUUGCCUCCCAGAGCACAUGCAUCAAACAUAUGUAUAAUCACUCGGGUAUUUCAGGUACUUUCUGUUAUUAUUCUACAAACACAAUGUGUAUUUGAGCAUGUGUGUGUAUGUGUGUGUGAGAGAGAGAAAAUGUUGAAUGUUGUCUAUACCAUAGGUCAGACAACAAGCCUGCUUAUUUUCCCUUCAAUUAAGAGGCACUCUGAGAAUGCACUGAGCUUUAAAAGAAGCACUCGAGCUGUAGAUGCUUUUAGACAUUCUUGAAAAAAAAUAACACAAACUUGAAAUAUAUAUAUAUAUAUAAUUUUUUCCCCAUCUAGUCGAGAUACACACCAGGCAGCUACAACUGCGCUUUGAAAAAAAAAAAAAGGUUUGUAGUGGACCAACACAGAUUAGUCACAGUUUUUAUUUUUGCUUUUAUGAGUUUUCUAGUCGUCAUUUACUGCGCCUGUAGCAUAUGUCCUUUUUUUUCUUUCCCCCUGCACUGAUUUAUUUUAUUAUUAUUAUUAUUAUUUUUUUUAAAUAUGUGAGAAAAUAAUCACUGACUGAGUUUGAGAAGUUUGAAGUAAACAUGUUGUCUGCUCAUUUCUAAACAGAAUUAUCAGCGGUAAUUACACUUGCAGAUGCAAUCUGUAGAGAUGAGGUCGAAACACUGGAGUAUUCCUUUAAUCUGAGCUGCCUGUUUAUAUCUGUAGUUAAUAUUUUAAAGGAACCGUCUUACUUCUGAAGUGUACUGAAGUAAGGAAUUAAACACAGCAGGAUGUGCUGGUACAAGCCUGAAAUGUGUUUUAUCCCUCUCAUCCCAUAGCAGAUUGUAAGUGAUUACAGUGUUUCAUUUGUUAAUAAACUCCACGUCGUACUGUCUACCCGUUUAUAGUUACCUUUCAAAGCUACGAAACCAGUUAUCGCUUAUGUUAUAGCAACUGAAACCGUCUUUUCCUCACAAUCCAAAGACUUUUCCAUGGUGGACAAAUUGACUGUUGGGUGUCGUGAAGCUCUCUUUUGCACUGGAGACUCCUUCCAUAAAACUUCACAUCAUUGACUAGGGAUUAAUGCUUUUCUUUUCUAAAUAAAAAAGUUUUUUUAAUUUUA